AUAAGAAAAGGGCCGUCGCCUAUCGGCCGUAACGCAAAGGCAAAAACCGCGAUACUGCGCUGUGAAAAGCGUUUGUGCAACGGGUCAGACGAUACAAAAAGAGCAAAAAUUGGGUCAAACAGAAUGCAAAUGGACACUAGGUAAAAGCUAAAGCACUGCCAAAGACUGCGAAAUUGGACGGCUUGAUAGCGCAGUGACUGCACUUGGUUAUCAUGGAGCUGCGUGAACUGCGCACCGCCGCCGCCGCCGUUAACAGCGGUGAACUGGGCGGCAUUUGUAUUGGAAGCUCUGCGGAAGGCGGCGUCCAGCGUAUGCCAACCAAAGCAGAUCUGUUCAUGGAACAGCUAAAUGCAACAAAUGCGAAGAAGGUGGCACUACUACUGGUCCUUGGCUUUGUGCUCUACCAUGGCCUGCUCAACUGGAACUAUGGCAGCGACUCCUGCCAGUGGCUGUUGUCCAAGGGUCGCUUCAAAGGCGACAACGAAUGGCAGCCCUAUGGUUGCAUGAUGCACAAAUACACCUACAUUGACACGCGACGUUGCUUGCGCUAUUUCGCGUUUUUCAACUACACGAACAAUUUCGUCUUUAUUGGAGAUCAAAGCGUGCGUCUGCUGUAUCAGAGAUUUGUGGAGCAGCUGCAGCUGCCACGAUCCAAUGAAUACGACAACAACGGCUCCACCUCCUCCAAUGGAAUACAUUUCGAGGAUAAGAAGCUGGGUAUGCUGGCGCAAUAUAUACACGCCGAGGAGGUGAGCCCGGCACUGAUCGAUCGGCUCUAUCAGCUGGAAAUGGAGAAGAAGCGCUCCUCCGUCUAUGUGCUGGGCCUGACCUACAGCCAACUGUUGGCAGGGAACGUCACGGAGGAACUGUUGCAUCAGUACAGCGUAAAUCUAACGCUGCUCGUAGCACCGAUUCACCGUCUGGUGGCGCAAGCGUCGCGUGUGCUGUGGAAGCUAGCGGAGCGCGUGGACGAGGAGAAGCUGCCCGCGUCGUGGAAGCUAGUGCUCAACGAGGACAUCGACCGCCUGAACAAUGUGGCGCGAAACGUCUUUCGGUAUACGGACGCAAGUGUCUGGGAAUCGGCGUGGCACAUAGCCAACGGCCUACUGGACACUGCCGUCGAGGGACAUCGUCUGAGUGCGCACGGCCAACGGCUGGAGGUGCAGCUGCUGUGGAACAUGUACUGCAACGACCAGAUGAACUACAACGACGGCACCUGCUGCAGCAGCGCCGAGCCACACACGAGCCUGCAGAUAGUCGCCUAUGCUCUAUUUGGCGUAUGCAUUGUGCUCGUCUGUGGCAUGUGCCUGCGCCGCUGGCUGCUGUAUCUGCGGGGUAACACGCUCUACGCGCCGCUGCAGCAGCACCACCAGCAGCAGCAACAGCAGCAGCAGGCGGACAGUCACCUGAGGGGUGCUACAAGCCAUCACAGAGAUCCCUCGCACUGCCUGACAGUGCUCAUCAGCGACUACGGCACGCCGCUAGUAGCGCUAUCCCUGUUGGGCCUAAUACUCGCCUACUUCUAUCUAUGCGAUCGGACGAACUUCUUUAUGAAAGAGAACAAAUACUACUCGGAAUUCAGCUUCUGGAUACCCGUGGCCUACGUGUUCGCCUUGGGUCUAUUCUUCACCGAGGAGUCGGGCUUCACCAAAGUCCUGAAUCGCCAUCAGACGGACGAGCUGCGCGGCUGGAUAUUGCUGGUGGUGCUCAUCUAUUAUAUGACUGGGGCCCAACGGGUUCUACCGAUUCACAUGCACAUCAAGCUCCUAAUAUCUGGCUACUUCUUUCUAACAGGCUAUACGCACUUCACGGACAUUUGGCAAACGGGCGGCUGCGGCUCGAUGUUUGUGCGCUUCUUCCAGGAGAUGUUUCGCCUCAAUUUCCUCUGCGUUCUGCUCUGCUUCUGCAUGAACCGUCCAUAUCAGUUCUAUUAUUUCGUGCCUCUGCUUUCCUUCUGGGUUUGCGUCAUUUACUUCGUAUUAUCCCUGCCGCCGCGGAUUACGACAGCCUCGGUCGAUGCGUAUCCCUUGCAUUACCUCUACCUGGUAUGCAAGUGUAUUGGAUGCCUGGGCGUUAUAACGGUCCUCUUCAUGUCUGAAGUUUUCUUCGAGCGGAUCUUCGUGACGCGUCCGUGGAAGGCGUUGUUUGUGACUACCGACGAUGACAUCCAUGAGUGGUGGUACCAGUGGAAAUUGGAUCGUUACACUGUAACCUUCGGCAUGAUAUAUGCCGCCUGCUUUCACAUCGCCCAGAAAUACAGCAUCUUCGACGAUAAUAAUCAUGGAAACCUGUUUUCCCGGCGGACCUCGAUAUCGGUGACACUGCUCGCACUUCUGGGCGUCGGCAUCUACACGUCCUUCUCGUUUCUGUGCCGCAACGUUCAGAACUGCGAGGAGAUACACUCGUACAUCCUGUUCAUACCAAUUAUCAGCUAUGUUGUGCUACGCAAUAUCUCGGGCAUCCUACGGACACGCUAUUCCACAUUCUUCGCCUGGUUCGGGCGCAUCUCACUCGAGCUGUUCGUGUGCCAAUAUCACAUCUGGCUAGCGGCCGAUAGGCAUGGCGUCCUGGUGCUACUGCCCGGUUUUCCCACUCUCAACAUGAUCAUCACAUCGUUCAUAUUCGUUUGUGCCUCGCACGAGGUGCAUCGCCUCACACAGAUCCUGCUGCCAUAUGCCGUGCCCAACGAUUGGCGCUUGGUCAUGCGUAAUCUGGUCAUUUUUCUGAUUGUACUUGUUCCGGUCGCCAGAUCCGAUGGCAUGUUCUAAGCUGAGCUCAGCUGCCCGCAUACCCCGUUUGCCUAUCCGUUGACGCGAAAACUAGCUUUAUGUGCACCCCUCACAUAUAUUCCCUUAACAUACGUAUACCUAAUGUAAGGCGUGGUCAGUCGAUCCGCUAUUAGAUGCUAGUGUAUAAGCCGUUCUCUGUACAUGUACAUGCAAAUGAUUGUAAAGCCAAUUGGGCAUUUGCUAUUAUCAGUCAUGUAUGAAUAUUAUCUGUAAAACAGAAUAUUUCGCAAGCGGGAGGCAAGCAGGAGGUUUUUCUAAAUCUAAUUGUUCAAGAGGACCCCUAUAUGUAUGUAAUCUGAUGAAACCAAAAAUUAUAAAAUUUUGUAUUACUUAAUUAUAAAGCAGAGUAGCUUUCAAAAUAAGACGUGAAUGUAUACUUAAUCAAGAAUAAUUAAUAUUUGCAAUGUCGAUAAUGUAAUUAAUGUAAAACUUAACCUCAACUAUGUUAAAAAAAAAACAA
Molecule: messenger RNA, 3249 nt
Organism: Drosophila navojoa
Lineage: Eukaryota; Metazoa; Arthropoda; Insecta; Diptera; Drosophilidae
Product: N-acetylneuraminate (7)9-O-acetyltransferase
Source: RefSeq, a predicted model, not a curated record